Molecule: messenger RNA, 744 nt
Organism: Drosophila subobscura
Lineage: Eukaryota; Metazoa; Arthropoda; Insecta; Diptera; Drosophilidae
Exons: 1
Coding region: 104-676 (190 amino acids)
Source: RefSeq, a predicted model, not a curated record
CAAACUUUAAGUCAAUCAGUACAAAAAAAAUUAUUCUGUCGGUAAACAUAAAAAAUAAUUUCGUUCUAGUAAAGCUCAGUAAAUUCAAAACCAAACCAAAAAUAUGUCUUUCGGCAUUGUUUUCACAAAUCUAUUGCUAGUCUCUGCCUGCAUAUAUGCAAUGCGAACGCUCGAUCCAACGGAGCAUUGCUAUGCCUAUGUGGCAGCAUCACUUGCACUUAUUCAAGGUGUUUUGAGCCUUCUGCGUGGUUUGGCUUUGGUGCCCGAUGAAUGCGGAUUGGCAUCGUCGAUUUCCGAAGACAUAGUCAUCGUCUUACCGCAUACAAUGACAAAUAUCGAAAUCUACCUCAAGUCGGAUCUCAACAGAGUGGCAAUGGUCCACUGCCUGUGCCUCGUUCCACUCAUUUACGAUGUGGUGGGCAGAAUUGGCGACGACUAUGACCCUUGCACGGACAAGCUAAAGGAUCUGGCUCUAUUCGCGAACAUGAUUUCCACUGGAUACUUGGCGAUCCAUGAAGGCAACGAGCAGUAUUACGGAUUGCUCGCAGUAGCAAUCAUUGCAAGAUUCGGCGGAUCCGCAGUAGAUCUUUUGGUCGAUUGUGUCGGUUAUCAUGUGGCCACAUUGGGCCCUGCUGGGAUCUUGGCGAUGAUGACCUACACACUGACUGGGAAAUAGUUCGCAAAGAAACCUCAAAAGUUUCCCAAUGUAGAUUUAAAUCAAUAAAUGAAAUGAUCUAUACAAAA